Lindgomyces ingoldianus is the source of this 1151-nucleotide messenger RNA. RefSeq lists its product as uncharacterized. The transcript has a single exon. The coding region runs from base 247 to 933 and encodes 228 amino acids. The record is from RefSeq and is a predicted model, not a curated record. NCBI's taxonomy places the organism in Eukaryota, Fungi, Ascomycota, Dothideomycetes, Pleosporales, Lindgomycetaceae.
AUUUCAUUUGGAGGAUUUAAUAUCCCUUUACUUGAGCUUUGAUUCCACUUUAGUUUGGAAAAUUUCUUGGGAUUGGAGAGCUUGAUGCGCCGAGUACGUUGGCGGCCGGGGCUACGAAGACAUGACGAACAUGAUGGGACAUGGAAUGGCUGACAGUACAUGGCUUUGCGAGAGGCUAGCGUACAGGAGUACCCCUACAGGAUACAUAUACGGCAAGCUUCGCACUGAGUUGGGAGACGAAAGGCCAUGCAGAUUCGGCAGGAAGAUUGCACAGAUAGGACCGAUAGUUAUGCUGCUAUACGAGAAAAAUCUUACGGUUCCUUUCUUAAAGUUGCUUCUUCGUUGCUCAGCCCUUGUCGUUCUCCCCACAAUUCCUUGGUCUACCUUCGUAUGUCUGCCCUAGUCUUUCGCCGAAGAUCUAGGACUUUGCUUUUCGGAUUGACAACACAGCAACAUGGCGACGCUUCCCUCUUCCCCGGCCCGACUAAGACGGCGAGUAGAUCACCGCCACCCAUCCUUUGCAUUGCAAAACACCACCGCCAGGUUCCUCGUCGUCACAAGAUCGACUAUCGAUUACUAGGUUGUCGUUGCUUUUCACUUUCUGCCUGGCUCGUCGCAGAAAGUUUGACUUUGUUCGCGAUAGAAGUGCAGUUUGAGCAUAUAUCGAAGCGAGGCUUUUCCGACACUGGUCGGCACCGGACGACAACCCUCGCCAAUCUCCACUCUCUAUGCGACAACCAAAUCCAUCCACGACACUCACCAAGCGUCGAAGAUAUCCUCUCCCGACACCGGCUCACUUCGCUGGCCCAAAACCCCUGGUCCCUGACAAGAUGCGCGUGCGGGCAGUGUCUCGCGGUACGGCACCCCACAAUGGAACCCCACCCCACAGCGCCUUGGCCUGUUGUCGAUCGAGCCAAACCGACGACGUGGUAAGACAAAUUGCACUAAUUCUAGGUUCCGAGGGUUCUGGAACAGCGGAAGAAGGUGAGACUGCCCGGAUGAUCAAACAUUUUGAAACUUGAUGGACUGUGAUGACGGCUCGGGAAUGGUGAGGAUGGGAUGGGAUGAUACGACACGUGACUGGAUCGCUUGGAGGUCAGGUUGCAUAUCGAACUAAGCUGCUUUGGGACACGAGGGAGUUUCGUUAAGAU